UUUCAUUGACUUGAUACCUGUCUGCCUGAUAACUGGUGCAGCCUCUUCCUUGGCACCUCUGGCCGUGUUAGACUGUGCGGGUCCCAGUGACUGCCGGCUGCUCAGACUGCCAGAAGCGCCUCCCAGUGACCAGGGAGGUCGGAGAGAGCCCUGGCAGAGAAGCUGGAGGAAGUGUGGGCGCCAUGGCUUGCGUUGUCCGCUCCUGUGCUCCCAAAGAUCUCCAGGACAUUAUGCGUUUAAUUAAGGAGAUCGCCGUCAUUUACAGGGUUCCCUUGAACGAGAUCAGAACCAGCGUGGAAGAGCUGAAGGAUGCUGGAUUUGGGAAGCAGCCCAGGUUCGAGUGUUUUGUGGCCGAGGUCCCCCCCCAGCAAAGAAGCAAGGAAGGUCACACUCUCAUUGGAUAUGUCCUGUCCGUCUACACCUACAGCACCUGGAGAGGAAGAAACCUUUACAUGGACAACCUGUAUGUCAUGCCAGAAUUCAGAGGGAGGCGUAUUGGGAAGAUGCUCAUGGAGAGAGCGGCACAGGCAGCUUGGCAGCAAGGGUGCGCCCAGCUCCGAAUGCAUGUCUCCAGUGAGAAGCCAGAGAAUUUAAGAUUCCUUGGGAAGAAUGGAGGCAAAGAUCUCACCAUCGAAGACGGCUGGAACCUCUUCCGAUUCCAGGAAACGGAGCUACGUGGAAUGGCGGCACAGAGCAAACCUUAGCACUCCUGGGGGAGAGAUUGCCGGACGGGGGGAGGCCCCGGACCUGACAGGAGCAUUCUCGGGGAGGAAGAGCAGCUCGGAAGAUGAGGGUCACUCCAUGCCCAACUCCUGUCUGUUAAAAAUAAAGCUGUUUUCUGAGCUGA
This is a messenger RNA of Eublepharis macularius, 847 nucleotides long. Its product is annotated as thialysine N-epsilon-acetyltransferase-like. The transcript has 7 exons. Bases 183 to 704 code for a protein of 173 amino acids. The record is from RefSeq and is a predicted model, not a curated record. Gene Ontology annotation, molecular function: N-acetyltransferase activity. NCBI's taxonomy places the organism in Eukaryota, Metazoa, Chordata, Lepidosauria, Squamata, Eublepharidae.